UCAGUGGUGACUGAAGCGCUGUGACACUACCAUCAUGGCGGCCUCCACUCUUGGUGUGCAGCGUGCGCUUGGGAAAGGAAUAAUCCCUCCUUUAGUCGUGAUUUUAGGAGCUACCGGGACUGGGAAGUCCAAGCUAGCUAUCGAGAUCGGGAAACGACUUCAAGGGGAAAUAUUAAGCGCUGAUUCAAUGCAGGUUUAUGAGGGACUGGACAUCAUCACCAAUAAAGUGACGGCGGAGGAGCAGGAGCAGUGUCCACACCACAUGAUCAGCUUUGUGGAUCCUCUGGUGAGCAGCUACACAGUGGUGGACUUCAGGAACAAAGCUCUGUCUCUCAUUGAGGACAUACAUCAUCGGAAGAAACUCCCAAUCAUUGUUGGUGGCACAAACUACUACAUCGAGUCCAUUUUAUGGAAAGUUCUUGUUGACACUGGGGCGCAUGGGACGGAGAAAGUUCAGACUGGCUCCUCUAUUCCAAAAGCUGAGCUGGAGAAGCUGGGAGGUCCUGAACUUCACAAACGCCUGAAGGACGUGGACCCUGAAAUGGCAGCCAUGUUACACCCUAAUGAUGCACGUAAGAUUGCAAGGAGUCUUCAGGUUUACCAGGAGACAGGAGUUAAGCACAGUCUUCUGCUGAAGGAGCAGAAAGAGCAAGAUGGGGCAGAUGGUCUUGGAGGUCCUCUGCGUUUCUUAAAUCCCUGCAUCUUCUGGCUCCACUCCAACAUGGAUGUUUUAGAUAAGAGGCUGGACAAGCGUGUGGAUCAGAUGUUGUCUUUAGGGCUGAUUAAGGAACUGAAAGAUUUCCAUCAGCGCUUCAAUGAGAAGAAAGUCCUGGACAACAGCCAGGACUACCAGCAUGGCAUCUUCCAGUCUAUAGGGUUUAAGGAGUUCCAUGACUAUCUCACUGCUGGCGGCGACAUCAGCCAAGAGGACCGUAAGAAGCUGAAGAUUAAAGGUAUUGAGGCCCUGAAGCUGGCAACGCGGCGCUACGCUCGAAAGCAGAACAAAUGGGUUCGCAAUCGCUUCCUUAAAAGGCCAGGUACCAGUGUUCCAACUGUCUACGGCCUAGAUGUGACAGAUGUGUCCCUUUGGGAACAAACGGUCCUCACUCCUGCCCUAGACAUCCUGGACAGCUUGUGCAAGGGAGAGCGGCCAUCUGUCGAGCCAAUCAGAGUUGAGGGGGAGGAACUACGGAACAAACGGAGCCACCACAUGUGUGAACUGUGUGAUAAAGUCAUCAUCGGUGACCUGGAGUGGACAGCUCAUCUGAAGUCUAAAAGCCACCAGCAUCAUGUGCGGAAGAGGCGUAGAGCUGAAGACACCUCAGAGCAUUGGCAGGGUUCUGGGUCUGACCUUCCUUCCACUGCAAAGUGGCAGAGACAGGCAGGUUGUACUCCUAACACAUCCGACUCUGAAUCAGAUGUACUCGAUCCAGGAACAAACGAGAAUACCACAUGUGAUAGCGAAAGACAGAUUUCAGAGGAGUCGUAACCUGUGCGAUUAAUCCAAUGGAUUUUACAGUGCCUUAAAUCGAUGCCUUCAGGAGUGACGAAGACUCGCAUGGAAUAUGAGUGGCUUUGAGAUCUGCACAGAUGAUAAGUUCAUUUCUUUUUUUCCUUCUUUAACUGGACUGAGUCAUUUUAGUCCUGUUGUUGGAAUAAUGCAGUGUCCACAUUGCUCUGGGAGAAACUUCUAACUAGACGUCAUGAACAUUGUUGCUGGAUGGAGAACAGUUUCUGAGUUUUUACACAGGAAACAAAAGGCUGGGCCUUACAGACGUAUUCAAGGUCUGCACUUUUGCUAUUUUGAGACUUUAUCCGGCUUCAGAAAGACCAAGCAGGCUUAAGUUUUCUGGCACAAAUGCUUGGCCUUCCUGUCAAGUUUAGUUUGAAUGUAUAAUCCAAAUCAUUUAUAAAGUAGAUUUUAUAAUUAAAGUGCACUAUUUUAAUCCUACUUAUUUGCCUAUAGUGAUGAUUGAGUGUGUGUGUGUGUGUGUGUGUGUUGGCUCAGGUUAGAGGGUGUGUGCUGCUAUCAGGCACCUCUUCGCUUGCUACCCAUCACUCCAGGCAUGUUUGUGUUUCACAGGCUUGGACUGUUAUGAAAGCUACUGUUCGGGGGUCAGCUACACUUCCUCUGAAAUGAUAACACAUACUAAUUUAGAGGCUGGUGCACGGUCGGGAGUAAAAGGUCAGCAGGACCGGCUGAGUAAAAAGAAACGGCCCCUUUUAUCUUUACAUGUGUCUGUGGCAAAGGUUACUAAUGAUAUUUCCACCAUAACUGUUCUUGUUUCU
Hemibagrus wyckioides is the source of this 2289-nucleotide messenger RNA. It is a transcript of the gene trit1, whose product is annotated as tRNA isopentenyltransferase 1. Gene Ontology annotation, cellular component: mitochondrion. The coding region runs from base 35 to 1489 and encodes 484 amino acids. Gene Ontology annotation, molecular function: zinc ion binding; nucleic acid binding; tRNA dimethylallyltransferase activity. The record is from RefSeq and is a predicted model, not a curated record. Gene Ontology annotation, biological process: tRNA modification. The transcript is spliced from 11 exons. NCBI's taxonomy places the organism in Eukaryota, Metazoa, Chordata, Actinopteri, Siluriformes, Bagridae.